Molecule: messenger RNA, 1716 nt
Organism: Salmo salar (Atlantic salmon)
Lineage: Eukaryota; Metazoa; Chordata; Actinopteri; Salmoniformes; Salmonidae
Source: RefSeq, a predicted model, not a curated record
AUGUGUAGAUCUGAUGCUUUAAGGACAAUAUGUAGGUCUGCUGUUUUAAUAAAGACAAUAUGUAGGUCUGCUGCUUUAAGGACAAUAUGUAGGUCUGCUGCUUUAAGGACAAUAUGUAGGUCUGCUGCUUUAAGGACAAUAUGUAGAUCUGCUAUUUUAAGGACAAUAUGUAGGUCUGCUGCUUUAAGGACAAUAUGUAGGUCUGCUGCUUUAAGGACAAUAUGUAGGUCUGCUGCUUUAAGGACAAUAUGUAGAUCUGCUAUUUUAAGGACAAUAUGUAGAUCUGCUGCUUUAAGGACAAUAUAUAGGUCUGCUGUUUUAAUAAGGACAAUAUGUAGAUCUGCUGUUUUAAUAAGGACAAUAUGUAGAUCUGAUGCUUUAAGGACAAUAUGUAGAUCUGAUGCUUUAAGGACAAUAUGUAGGUCUGCUGUUUUAAUAAGGACAAUAUGUAGGUCUGCUGUUUUAAUAAGGACAAUAUGUAGGUCUGCUGUUUUAAUAAGGACAAUAUGUAGAUCUGAUGCUUUAAGGACAAUAUGUAGGUCUGCUGCUUUAAGGACAAUAUGUAGAUCUGCUGUUUUAAUAAAGACAAUAUGUAGGUCUGCUGUUUUAAUAAGGACAAUAUGUAGGUCUGCUGUUUUAAUAAGGACAAUAUGUAGAUCUGCUGCUUUAAGGACAAUAUGUAGAUCUGAUGCUUUAAGGACAAUAUGUAGAUCUGCUGUUUUAAUAAGGACAAUAUGUAGAUCUGAUGCUUUAAGGACAAUAUGUAGAUCUGAUGCUUUAAGGACAAUAUGUAGAUCUGAUGCUUUAAGGACAAUAUGUAGGUCUGCUGUUUUAAUAAAGACAAUAUGUAGGUCUGCUGCUUUAAGGACAAUAUGUAGAUCUGAUGCUUUAAGGACAAUAUGUAGGUCUGCUGCUUUAAGGACAAUAUGUAGAUCUGCUGUUUUAAGGACAAUAUGUAGAUCUGCUUUAAGGACAAUAUGUAGGUCUGCUGUUUUAAUAAGGACAAUAUGUAGGUCUGCUGCUUUAAGGACAAUAUGUAGGUCUGCUGCUUUAAGGACAAUAUGUAGGUCUGCUGCUUUAAGGACAAUAUGUAGGUCUGCUGCUUUAAGGACAAUAUGUAGGUCUGCUGUUUUAAUAAAGACAAUAUGUAGAUCUGCUGCUUUAAGGACAAUAUGUAGAUCUGCUGCUUUAAGGACAAUAUGUAGAUCUGCUGCUUUAAGGACAAUAUGUAGGUCUGCUGUUUUAAUAAAGACAAUAUGUACGUCUGCUGUUUUAAUAAAGACAAUAUGUAGAUCUGAUGCUUUAAGGACAAUAUGUAGGUCUGCUGUUUUAAUAAAGACAAUAUGUAGGUCUGCUGUUUUAAUAAAGACAAUAUGUAGAUCUGAUGCUUUAAGGACAAUAUGUAGGUCUGCUGCUUUAAGGACAAUAUGUAGAUCUGCUGUUUUAAGGACAAUAUGUAGGUCUGCUGUUUUAAUAAGGACAAUAUGUAGGUCUGCUGCUUUAAGGACAAUAUGUAGGUCUGCUGCUUUAAGGACAAUACGUAGAUCUGCUGUUUUAAUAAGGACAAUAUGUAGGUCUGCUGUUUUAAUAAAGACAAUGUGUAGAUCUGAUGCUUUAAGGACAAUAUGUAGGUCUGCUGUUUUAAUAAAGACAAUGUGUAGGUCUGCUGCUUUAAGGACAAUAUGUAGGUCUGCUGCUUUAAAAGACAAUAUGUAG